Molecule: messenger RNA, 3967 nt
Organism: Abrus precatorius (Indian licorice)
Lineage: Eukaryota; Viridiplantae; Streptophyta; Magnoliopsida; Fabales; Fabaceae
Product: tetratricopeptide repeat protein SKI3
Exons: 22
Coding region: 106-3654 (1182 amino acids)
Cellular component (GO): Ski complex
Molecular function (GO): protein binding
Source: RefSeq, a predicted model, not a curated record
AGUAAUAAUAGUUUUUUUUUAAAAAUUACUGUUUCAUGUAAACGUGCGCUUGCUUAAACGCUUGGGUUAAGUAUUCAAUAGCAGUAGCAACAGUUCAUAGCUCCGAUGGAGUCCGAAACACAGAGAGAGGUAGAAGAAGGUGCAGAACAUCUCUUCCGACGCUUGCAGCAUUCCCCAGAUGACGCCUCGAUUCAUUUUGAUAUUGGUUUGUUUUUGUGGGAAAAAGGAGAAGAAGCAAAGGAAAAGGCUGCUGAACAUUUUAUUCUGUCGGCCAAAUUAAACCCUAAAAAUGGAGAAUCUUUCAAAUAUUUGGGCCAUUAUUAUGGGCGCGUUUCUCUUGAUACUCAGAGAGCCAUUAAGUGUUACCAACGAGCAGUUGCUCUUAAUCCUGAUGAUUUCGAGUCUGGGGAUUCUCUUUGCAAUUUACUUGACCAAGCGGGAAAGGAGAGUUUGGAGGUUGUGGUAUGCCGGGAAGCUUCUGAAAUGUCACCGAGGGCUUUCUGGGCUUUCCGAAGAUUGGGUUUCCUGCAGGUUCAUCAAAAGAAAUGGUCUGAAGCUGUUCAGAGUCUUCAACAUGCCAUACGAGGCUAUCCUACAUGUGCUGAUUUGUGGGAAGCUUUGGGCCUUGCUUAUCAGCGACUGGGCAGGUUUACUGCAGCUGUAAAGUCUUAUGGCCGUGCAAUUGAGUUGGAUAAUACAGUGGUCUUUGCUUUGGUUGAAAGUGGAAAUAUCUCUUUGGCUCUUGGUUCAUUUAAAAAGGGAGUUGAACAAUUUCGACAAGCUUUGGAGAUUUCACCACAUUGUGUGCCUGCACAAUAUGGACUUGCGUUGGGGCUGCUUGGUUUGGCAAAAGAUUGCAUUAACCUAGGAGCAUAUCAAUGGGGGGCUUCACUGUUAGAGGAAGCAUCUGAGGUUGCAAGGUCAAGUGCUUAUUCUUUUAGGAAUAUCUCAUGUAUUUGGAAACUGCAUGCUGAUAUUCAGCUUACAUAUGCAAGAUGCUAUCCUUGGAUUGAGGAUCUCCAAGAAUUGGAAUCUAAUAAGGAAGCUUUCAGUGCUUCUAUCAUUUCUUGGAGGAGGACCUGUUUUUUGGCUGCUAUACGUGCAAGGUUUUCAUAUCAACGAGCUUUGUACCUGUCUCCAUGGCAAGCAAACAUCUAUGCUGACAUUGCUGUCACAUCAGAUCUUAUUGCCUCAUUGGACCAAAAUUACAAGCAAGACUUAAAAUCAUGGCAACUGGCAGAGAAGAUGUCUAUGGGAGCCUUGCUACUUGAGGGUGACAAUUAUGAGUUCUGGCUGGCAUUGGGAUGUCUGUCUGAUCAUAAUGCACUAAAUCAACAUGCUUUGAUCAGAGGAUUACAAUUGAAUGUAUCUCUGGCUGUUGCUUGGGGAUAUCUUGGGAAGCUGUAUCGGAAAGAGGGUGAAAAGCAAUUGGCAAAGCAAAUGUUUGAUCGAGCUAGAAGUAUUGAUCCUGGCCUUGCACUGCCAUGGGCAAGCAUGUCUGUCGAGUCUUGUGUGAGGGAACCUAUUCCAGAUGAGGCAUUUGAGAGCUGCUCACGAGCUGUGCAGAUAAUGCCUUUAGCUGAAUUCCAACUUGGGCUUGCCAAGCUUGCUUUGUUGAGUGGACAUCUCUCAUCUUCGCAGGUUUUUGGAGCUAUUCAGCAAGCUGCGCAGCAUUCUCCUCAAUAUCCUGAAACCCAUAAUUUACAUGGGCUGGUUUGUGAGGCUCGAAAAGAUUAUAAGUCUGCUGCUACUUUUUAUAGGUUAGCACGUCAUGCAAUUAACAUUAGCUCAUGCAGUAUUCAAAACUCAUACAUCAGGGAUAUCUCAAUCAAUUUGGCCAGAUCACUUUCUAAGGCAGGUAAUGCUGCUGACGCUUUGCAAGAAUGUGAAAGUUUGAAGAAAGAAGCCUCAGGUGCUCUUGAUGAAGAAGGCUUACAAGUAUAUGCUUUCACAUUGUGGCAACUUGGUGAAAGUGAUUUGGCUCUCUCUGUAGUUAGAAGUCUCAUUGGAACUCUAUCUUCUCUGGAAACGACAUCUGUGGCAACAUCCAUUUGUUUCAUUUGUAGAUUGCUACACUACAUAUGUGGACUUGAUGAAGUCAUCACUAGCAUUGUGAAAAUGCCAAAGGAGUUAUUUCAAAGUUCAAAAGCUAGUUUUGUUGUGUCAGCUAUCAAUGCACUUGAUGGACAAAAUCGUCUUGGAUUUGUUGUCUCCAGUAGCCAAUAUUUUCUCAAAUAUCAUGAAGAAAUGGCUGGGAUGCACUUAUUAAUAGCCCUUAGUAAACUGGUGAAAAAUGAGUCUAGGAACUGCCUUGACAUUCAGAGUGGAGUUGCCCACCUCAGAAAAGCUAUGCACAUGUUCCCUAACUGUAAUUUGAUAAGGAACUUUCUUGGCUACCUCUUGCUAUCCAGUAAAGAGUUUAACAAUUGUCAUGUUGCAACAAGUUGUUGUAAACUGGACCAUCUUGAUCUUUCUGAUCAAGAAGGUUUAAAAUCAGCUUUUGAUAUCUAUGGUGCUGGAGCAGUUGCUUGCUAUACCAAUGGCAACAUCAAUCCAAAGUUUACUUUUCCAACUUGUAUAAAGCGAUGUUCUAAUCAUACUGGAGCUGUCAGAUACCUGCAGAAAUGCUUUCAUCAAAAACCAUGGAAUCAUGAUGCCCGCUACUUGCUUGUUCUUAACUAUCAUCAGAGGGCAUGUGAACAAAGAUUUCCUCCUCAUCUUUGUGGUAUACUAAAUCGUCUAACUCAUGUUGCUCUUUCAAAUGAAUUGUACAGCAAGACAGAAAUGUUUUAUCAAUAUAGACACUUCCAACUUCUACUUUGUGCUUCUGAGAUCAGUUUACAACGUGGGAAUCAUAUGACCUGUAUAACCCAUGCCAAAAAGGCUUCUGAGCUUGUUCUUCCUGAUGAUUAUUUAUUCUUUGCACAUCUAUUAUUGUGCCGUGUCUAUGCCAUGAAAGGUGAUUGUCUAAGUUUUCAGAAAGAGUAUCUAAGGUGUUUAGAGCUUUGGACAGAUUAUCCCAUUGGUUGGAUCUGUCUCAAACUUAUGGAAUGUCAACAUGAACUGCAAAUUGAUUCAAAUGCCAUAGAUUUAAACUUCAGAGAAUGUGUUAAAAGGAGUGGAAAUUCGUGGAAUAUGUGGAUGGCUGUAUAUAACCUGGUGAGAGGUAUGAUUUCCUUGCAGAAGAGGGAUUUAGUCUUAGCUGAAGAGUUCAUGGCACAGGCUUGUUCAUUGGCUGGUUUUGAAAGCUGCUUCUUUCUAUGUCAUGCCACCAUCUGUAUGGAGCUUGUCAGGCAGUACAAUGGUUUUCAGUUCGUAUCACGAGCCAUUGAGAGUCUCACCAAAGUUCAUGAACUUUCACUGAUUCCCUUACCCUUUGCCUCAUUAUUGGUAGCACAAGCAGAAGGAAGCCUUGGUUCUAAGGAGAGGUGGAACAAAAACCUUCACCUCGAAUGGUAUAAUUGGCCAUCAGAAAUGAGGCCGGCAGAGCUCUACUUUCAAAUGCAUUUGCUUGCAAGACAGUUGAAAGUCGGCCCAAGCACUACAUCUAACAUAGUGUCCAGUCAGAGUCCUCUGAGAUGGGUUAUUCGGGCAAUCCACGUGAACCCUUCUUGCAUGCGAUAUUGGAGGGUUUUACAGAAGCUUAUGGAAUAGGCUUAAAAUGCAAAGCAACACAUUUCAGUAUCGGAGUGUCAACGAGUAAUCGGCUUCUUACGGGAUGGGAAAUAGCUGUGGAAUAGACUUUAAAACGUUUCAUAUCUGCUGAAUUUGGGAUGGUAAAUAGCUAAACAAGUCCUUUUUCAGGUAAAAUUGUAAGUGGAAAUAUUGAAUGCUGAUUUCGUACACGGACCAAAUCAGAGUUAAUUGAAACCGUUUGAUACAUCAAUACACUUGUGUACUGGAAAGAAUCAUGAGUAAAAAGUGCAUGUUAUUUUGGGGGAGGGCGGGAGGUUACUAGUGUGAAAUC